AUGAACAGCAACGAGGUCCCAGAGGACAAGACUGUCGCUCUCGCCUCAGAUGAGAGCGUCUCUGCCGAAAACGACAACAACGCACCUGUUCAGCGUGAGGCUGGCAAGCUCGAUGUCUUGAUCCAGGGUGUUGCUUUAUUUUCAGAUGGUUACAACAUCCAGAUCAUCGGAUACAUGAACACUGUUCUGGCCAAGUUGUAUCCCAAGCAGAUGACUCCCCAAGUCAAGACUCGGUUAUCCAACUCCAUCUUGAUUGGUGAUAUCUUUGGUAUGCUUCUGUUUGGCCUGUGCAUCGAUAAAUUCGGACGCCGUAUUGGUAUUUACCUCACAACUCUCUUCUUGGUUCUGGGCAUCAUUCUCGCUACUGCUGCUCAUGGCGUCACUGUUGAGGGUAUGUUCUGGAUGAUGGUUAUUGGCCGUGGUGUUGCUGGUGUCGGUGCAGGCGGAGAGUACACGGUUUGUACUUCUCAAGCUGUUGAGUGUGCUGAUAGCACCGAGGCCAUGCUGUAG
Messenger RNA from Fusarium poae, 510 nucleotides. RefSeq lists its product as uncharacterized. The record is from RefSeq and is a predicted model, not a curated record. The coding region runs from base 1 to 510 and encodes 169 amino acids. Gene Ontology annotation, biological process: carboxylic acid transport; transmembrane transport. Gene Ontology annotation, molecular function: carboxylic acid transmembrane transporter activity. Gene Ontology annotation, cellular component: plasma membrane. The transcript is spliced from 3 exons. NCBI's taxonomy places the organism in Eukaryota, Fungi, Ascomycota, Sordariomycetes, Hypocreales, Nectriaceae.